AUGAGUUGGUUACGCACCACAUCCAAAACGCUGGCGCGUCAGUUGUCGCGCUCUCUCGACCCGCGCCAUGAUUACGAACCCCAAGCCUGCUACAAUUCGUUUUGUAAGCAUUGGCAGCAAGCACACGACAUCAUACAAAAAUCCCAGCCCCAACAUCUUCAUGACGACGUCCUAGGAGUAGUCAAUCACCUCGAACAACUAACGACACUGCUAGUAUUAGAAGCAAGGGCAAGAGAGAUCAAUCGUAUGCCCGCCCCGGCCGCCUGCCUCGAAUACUUGCUUAGUGAAAAUCUCCUGGAUAAACUGUACGAAUGGGCGAAAUGUACUGGAAUAUACGAAAAUGCAGUACGAUUAGAACAACUCAAGCUAUUUGGAAACCUAAUCAACCAUUACAGUUCGCAGGUGAUAGCAGCGGAACCAUUUCUGCGACCCUUGUUGAAAUUGCUCCAAGGAUUCAGAAAUCAGAUACCACCAGCUAAUCUUGAAAGUCAACUUGUCACUGUAUUAAAUCAGCUAUGCGUAGUGUUAAUGCAAAACAUGAGGUUAAUCGAUCUGUUCUUUUUAAUGACGGAAACCCAAAAUGGUUCACAAGCUGAAUUUAUAAUCGGUCGUCUAUUACUAUCGUCUGUGCAUAGAGAGGGUUCCGCGGGCUCAGUGGCGAGGGACGCGUUUCUACUCUGCGCCAAGAUGUCCGCCAAGUGUCCGCCGCUCGCGCACUGCCUGCUGGCGGGCAAUGCUUGUCCUAUAUUAGCUACAGGUCUGAGCGGGCUGUACUCGCUGCUGCCGCGCGCGGCGGCGGGCGCGGCGCCGCGGCUGGCGCCCGACGACGUCAACCGCGUGCACAAGCUCACGCUCUUCAUCGACUCGCUGGAGUUCUGCAACGCCGUCGCGCAGGUAGCACAUCCGUCCAUCAGAAAACAUCUACUAGAUUUGCUUUACCAAGGUUUCUUAGUGCCAGUAAUGGGUCCAGCGCUAUUGCAGAAGAAAGCGGGGCCUUUGCAGAGCGAGUGCGCGGAGCAGGCCACGGCCAUGACGUACCUGGAGCUGCUGCUGCGCUGCGUGUCCGCCGGUGGCCUGCUGCGCGUCGUGCUGCACUUUCUGUUCUCGUAUGAGUACGACGGGGUGAAGGUUAUUGAUGUAUUGCUUGGACGGUUGGAGGGGAAUAGCCAGCUUUCACUCGUAACGUUAUGCCUUAUGGAAACACUCAUCGACUUAAACUGCGAAGAUGUCAUGAUCGAACUUAUAUACAAACACCUAAUAAAUGGCAAUCAUCUAAUGGCUGUGUACAGAAAUAAGCUAACCGAUCCCGAGCCAUAUAGGGAAGCUGCAGUAUCUUUUCUGGGCCUCAGUCCCAAAUGUUGUUCUAGACCGGUAGAAAAAACGAAGGAAUGGGUUGAUGAGUUAGCCCUCAGCGGGCGCCGGGUGUUAGAUUUUAAAAGAGACGAUGACAACAGAAGGAUGAACGGUGUUCACGGGGAAAUAGCCAUGAACAAUCUAGUCCAUGAAGUUAAUUUUGAUUAUGGAAAUCCGAACGAAACGUUAUACCACAAUUAUCACGCGUACCUCUGCGACGCGCGCUACGAAAUUGUAUCUCGAAGCAUUGCAUGUGUGAAUUGGAGCUUUAAAUACGACUCGAUACCGAAAAGAGAGGCAAACAAUAACACUAAAGAAAUGAAAGAGAUAGACACACAAAUACCUUUGAGAGAACAAGACAGCCUUGUAUCGCUCUGCACCAGUGGAUAUAAUACGUUGAAAACAAGCGAUACUUCAGAAAAGGAACCUCAUAGUUUAAACUCUUUGAAUGAACUAGUAGAAAAUAAAGUUUCAGAGAAAAAUUCUACAGGUGACGAAUGUAAAAUAAACGAAUACGAUGCAAUAAAAAGUGAUUCCGAGAAAGAACACCAUAGCUUGGGAUCUUUAAGUGAUGUAGAUCAUAGUAAAGUGUUAGAAACUCAAUGUAAAGAAAAUGAUAAGAACAAAACUAGUGAUGAGAAAGAACUUAGUUCGAGUUUUUUGAACGAUGUUAGUAACAAAGAGCAAAAUGAAGUGAAUGAAACAAAAGAUCAUGAUAGUUUAACGUCUAUAGGUGGAAGUAGUGAAUACGAUAGCUUUAGGUACAGACUUGAUGAUAAUGAGGAUGAGGGUUUUGCAGAGGAUUCUUUUAGGAAAAACUUUGCUAAGAAUGACGUCAGUUCAAGGGACGUGAGAGAGUACGAUGAAGUAUCCACUAUAAGGAAUUGGCGUGCCAGUGCCGAAUCUAUUAUCGGCCCUCUUCUACACAGGCUACUAAAGAAAGCCUCCAAUUUCCUAGAAUCAGAUGUAGCGACAACAUGCAGAGUAUCGAGCAUACUCGGCAAACUGGCGUCGUUGCCUACUCCCUUGUUAACCGCCAUGCUGCUGUGCCCCGGCUCUGCUUUACAACCCAAUGUGCCUUCAUUAUUCCAAAUUUUAAGUAGAUUAAAAGAAGAGUUGGACGAACUAACCGACGGUUUAGAAAAUUCAAGCGAAUUAGUGGACAAGGCGAGAGUGUUUCUCAUACAGCGGGAGAUGACGUUAGCUAACUCGCGUGCGCAGACAAAUGACGAAAGUCAAGCGCACGCACAGUCGCCGCGCCGCGACGAGUCCCCGUUCCGCCGCGCGGAGAGCAAGCGACGCAGCUUCUCCUCCAGCCUCUCCAACAUGUUCAACAGGAAGACCUCAUUAUCGCCAUCACAACAGAACUCUCAGAGUCUUCAAAGCUCCAUGUACAACUCCAAUUCCCCCUUACAAAAGCGUCCAAUAUUCACCCAAGAGGCUUACUGGAACCAAUCCAUCACAUUACGGUCCGUCCUCAACGCAGUUAUACUCGACGAAUGGCUCAAAGAAUUAUCAGCUUUAUGUGAAGAACAAGCGUUACGACUUUCCGCAGAUAGUUACGAAAACGAUACAUACAUACGGACGGUGGCAUUA
This is a messenger RNA of Brenthis ino (lesser marbled fritillary), 2949 nucleotides long. The record is from the annotation of a GenBank genome assembly. NCBI's taxonomy places the organism in Eukaryota, Metazoa, Arthropoda, Insecta, Lepidoptera, Nymphalidae.